AACCCCCUAAUCGUGGUCAGUGAUUUGAAAUCGAUCAAUUUGUUGCGUUAGAGAGCAUUCAGUCCUUCUCGGAAAACAAAAUAUCACCAAUAAUGAAACUGUUCAUGGUUCUCGCCGCUGUUCUAGCCGUCGCUCUGGCUGCCCCUCCUCAGGACGAACGGGACGCCCACAUCACCAAGUACGAGAACGAUAAUUUGGGACUCGAUGGAUACCGAUUCCAGUUCGACACCAGCAAUAGGCUGCAGCGACAGGAGGAAGCUCAGCUGAAGAACUUCGGAGACGAUGUCAGUGCGCUGGUGGUCCGAGGAUCUUACUCCUACACUGGUGAUGAUGGCCAGGUGUACACCGUGAACUACAUUGCCGAUGAGAACGGAUUCCAACCGGAAGCUGCCCAUAUUCCACGGGCUUGAAGCGUCCGUCGGAGAUCGUUCUAGUCAAUUGAUAGCCUAGUGUUAUUGAGUGUGUUUUGUGGAUUAUGUUACGAUUUUAUUGAUAAAUAUAGUGAGAUUUUGAAAAACUUAAA
Molecule: messenger RNA, 523 nt
Organism: Aedes albopictus (Asian tiger mosquito)
Lineage: Eukaryota; Metazoa; Arthropoda; Insecta; Diptera; Culicidae
Product: flexible cuticle protein 12-like
Exons: 2
Coding region: 93-410 (105 amino acids)
Cellular component (GO): chitin-based extracellular matrix
Molecular function (GO): structural constituent of chitin-based larval cuticle
Source: RefSeq, a predicted model, not a curated record